Brienomyrus brachyistius is the source of this 1569-nucleotide messenger RNA. Its product is annotated as serine/threonine-protein phosphatase 6 catalytic subunit-like. Gene Ontology annotation, cellular component: cytoplasm. NCBI's taxonomy places the organism in Eukaryota, Metazoa, Chordata, Actinopteri, Osteoglossiformes, Mormyridae. The transcript has 7 exons. The coding region runs from base 142 to 1059 and encodes 305 amino acids. Gene Ontology annotation, biological process: peptidyl-serine dephosphorylation; G1/S transition of mitotic cell cycle. Gene Ontology annotation, molecular function: protein serine/threonine phosphatase activity. The record is from RefSeq and is a predicted model, not a curated record.
GGAUGGCUUUAAUUUAGGCUGGAUACCUGAAGAGCACAAGCAUUGCUUGCAGUAAAAAUUUUCGGCGGAUUUAGGGGGGAAUAAUAAAGCGGAUGUGACGUACAAAGGUCACCGUCGCCCGCAUCUUCCCCGGUGGACGCGAUGGCGCCGUUAGACUUGGAUAAAUACGUGGAGAUAGCGAGGGAAUGCAAAUACCUUCCCGAAAACGAUUUAAAGAGACUCUGCGACUAUGUGUGUGACCUUCUUCUGGAGGAGUCCAAUGUACAGCCCGUCUCCACUCCGGUCACAGUCUGUGGAGACAUACAUGGACAGUUUUAUGACCUGUGUGAACUUUUCAGAACUGGGGGGCAGGUUCCAGACACAAACUAUAUUUUUAUGGGUGACUUUGUUGACCGUGGAUACUACAGCCUGGAGACCUUCACCUAUCUGCUGGCGCUGAAAGCAAAGUGGCCCGACCGCAUCACUCUGCUGCGGGGGAACCACGAGAGCCGGCAGAUCACACAGGUCUACGGAUUCUACGAUGAGUGCCAAACCAAGUAUGGAAACGCAAAUGCGUGGCGAUACUGUACGAAGGUGUUUGACAUGCUUACAGUGGCUGCUCUUCUUGACGAGCAGAUCCUGUGUGUGCACGGUGGUCUGUCGCCCGAUAUCAAGACCCUGGAUCAGAUCCGUACCAUUGAGCGCAACCAGGAGAUCCCGCACAAAGGGGCCUUUUGCGACCUGGUGUGGUCCGACCCGGAGGAUGUGGACACAUGGGCCAUUAGCCCACGGGGAGCUGGUUGGCUCUUUGGAGCAAAAGUCACAAAUGAGUUUGUCCACAUCAACAACUUGAAGCUCAUCUGCCGCGCCCACCAGCUCGUCCAUGAGGGUUACAAGUUCAUGUUCGACGAGAAGCUGGUGACGGUGUGGUCGGCACCGAACUACUGCUACCGCUGUGGGAACAUCGCCUCCAUCAUGGUGUUCAAGGACGCCAGCACGCGGGAGCCUAAGCUGUUCCGCGCUGUGCCUGACUCGGAGCGCGUCAUCCCACCCAGAACGACGACACCAUACUUCCUCUAAGUUUGAGAGUUAACGCCCCCUCUCUUCCAGGCCGCUGGUGUACAUAUCACCAUUUUUCUGUUCUCCACUAAACAUUUAAAGUUUGAUGUUAUUAAAUUAUGCUGUUUUUAAUCGCAGAAUUUAUAGUCUCCGGAAUCACCCGGUAACGUGGAAAUGUUUCUUAUUUCCUCAUUCGCGUAUGUUUUCUCCUGGCUAUGCAGGCCUCUCAUUAUAUCGCUCUACGAUAAAUCGGUCCCUAAACAUGUGGAGGUUAAGUGUACUUUUGUUAAUCUUAUCACUGUUGUGACACAGUCACAUGACACCUGUUGCUAUGGUACUUCAUCGCACUCAGUCGUGUUGCUUGAAUGCAGAAGUUGGUGGUGCAGCCAUGAAAUGAGUCUGGCUCACGUGCCACGAGGGUGUUAGAUCUUUGCUUUGGACGUAACUUGGGGAGAAAGUGAGAGAUGCAAGGCGUGGGACGUGGUCCAGUGACAUUGAGGCUUUGCUCUGAACAAAAUAUGUGCCAGUUAU